Bufo gargarizans (Asiatic toad) is the source of this 2896-nucleotide messenger RNA. It is a transcript of the gene APBA2, whose product is annotated as amyloid beta precursor protein binding family A member 2. Gene Ontology annotation, cellular component: dendritic spine; plasma membrane; cytoplasm. Bases 119 to 2347 code for a protein of 742 amino acids. Lineage: Eukaryota; Metazoa; Chordata; Amphibia; Anura; Bufonidae. Gene Ontology annotation, biological process: chemical synaptic transmission. Gene Ontology annotation, molecular function: protein binding; amyloid-beta binding. The record is from RefSeq and is a predicted model, not a curated record. The transcript is spliced from 12 exons.
AUCAGAUUUCUGGCGGUAGAAGAAUGUACAGUACUCAGUGUACCACAUCACUGUAGCAUCCAAGAGGAUAUUUUGUGGCACUUACUCAGAAUCUUUCAUGAAAUGAGGGUCAUAUGAAAUGCUCAGUAUGGCAAGCAGGAAACGUCACAGUACCAGGGCUAGCAUGCUGGAUCAGAGACCAAGGUCCUGCCCUUCUUCUCCUCAAAUCUUAAGUCGUGAAAAGGAGGACUCUGUAUAUGAGGAGGAAACUGUUGUUCAUGAGUACACAAAUACACAAUUACAUAAUAGGCAUUCUGCAAGCAAUCAAGAGGAGCAAGACUGUAAUGAUAAUAGUGGUGAUGGUGACUCAAGUUCUGAUUAUGUGAAUAAUACUUCUGAUGAGGAGUAUGAUGAAGGCCUUCCAGAUGAAGAAGAAGGUAUCACUUAUUACAUACGCUACUGUCCUGAAGAUGACAGCUACCUUGAAGGCAUGGACUGCAAUGGAGAGGAAUAUGUCCACACUGAAGAAAACCACGUAGAUACAGAUGAAUGUGUUGAAGCAGUGGAAGAUGAGUGGACAGAAUCCAAACUACAGCAACAAGAAUGUAUUGAAGGAGAUGUAGGGCAGGAGAACCAGAUGCAGAUUUUAGAGGAGGACAAUUCAUCUUCAUUAGAAGUUCAAGACCAGGAGGAAACAGCUCAGUAUAGUGAAAAUGAAGAAGUAUAUCAGGAUUACUAUCCUGUGGAAGCUAAUGGUAAUUCUCUUCCCCAAUCUCCAUUUCAGAAAAGGAAAACUGAUGGUAAUGUAGAGGAUCAAGAGGAAGAUAUUGACCAGAUAGUAGCUGAGAUCAAAAUGAGUAUGAGUAUGAGCAGUAUCAAUAGUACAACAGACAUGAGCCCGGAGCAUGUUGGAACAGAAAUUGUGCCAAUAGACCAUAAGGAAAUAUGCCAGAAAACAGAUGCAGGACACUCUGCAAACAGGCAUGAAAGCCGACCAAAGUCUUUGAAUAUUCCAUCAGCUUCAAAGCAUGGUGAUAUACAAAGAAGUUAUAAAACAAAAGUUCGAACUCCAGAAGAAAGACAGAAGUGGUCUCAAGAACAGGUGUGUAACAGUGGAGAGCAGCCUAGGAAACAGCAGCGCUCUGACCUUAAUGGACCAAUUGAUAACAACAAUGUUUCUGAGGAAACAAAGAAAGUGGCGACUUUCCCCAGUUUUGUGGAUGUGCCUGGCCCUUGUGAGCCAGAAGAUCUUAUUGAUGGAAUCAUCUUUGCAGCCAAUUUCUUGGGCUCUACACAGCUGUUGUCAGAACGCAAUCCAUCGAAAAAUAUCCGAAUGAUGCAAGCUCAAGAAGCUGUCAGCCGUGUGAAGAACUCUGAAGGAGAUUCUCAGACGUUAACAGAAGUGGAUCUUUUUAUAUCAACACAGAGGAUCAAAGUUUUAAAUGCUGAUACACAGGAAACGAUGAUGGACCAUGCCCUAAGGACAAUCUCAUACAUUGCUGACAUUGGAAAUAUUGUUGUCUUGAUGGCAAGACGUCGGAUGCCUAGAUCUGCUUCUCAAGAUUGUAUAGAAACUACUCCAGGUGCUCAGGAAGGAAAGAAGCAGUACAAGAUGAUCUGUCAUGUGUUUGAGUCGGAAGAUGCCCAGCUCAUUGCACAGUCAAUUGGCCAAGCUUUCAGUGUUGCUUACCAGGAAUUCUUACGAGCCAAUGGUAUCAACCCAGAAGACCUCAGUCAAAAAGAAUAUAGUGAUAUAAUUAAUACACAAGAGAUGUAUAAUGAUGACCUCAUACACUUUUCAAACUCUGAAAACUGCAAAGAGCUUCAGGUGGAAAAGCUCAAGGGAGAGAUAUUGGGAGUGGUUGUUGUGGAAUCUGGAUGGGGCUCAAUACUUCCUACUGUAAUACUAGCCAAUAUGAUGAAUGGGGGACCAGCUGCACGCUCCGGAAAACUCAGCAUUGGAGAUCAAAUUAUGUCUAUAAAUGGAACAAGCUUGGUUGGCCUUCCUCUAGCAACUUGUCAAGGUAUAAUUAAGGGUCUUAAGAAUCAAACGCAACUGAAACUAAAUAUUGUCAGCUGCCCACCUGUCACCACUGUCCUUAUCAAGAGACCCGAUCUGAAAUACCAAUUGGGCUUCAGUGUGCAGAAUGGAAUUAUCUGUAGCCUCAUGAGAGGAGGGAUUGCCGAGAGAGGUGGCGUAAGAGUCGGACAUCGCAUCAUUGAGAUCAAUGGACAAAGUGUGGUGGCCACAGCUCAUGAAAAAAUAGUCCAAGCGCUUUCCAAUUCCGUAGGAGAGAUCCACAUGAAGACUAUGCCAGCAGCGAUGUUCAGGCUUCUUACUGGACAGGAGACACCUCUCUACAUCUAAUAACAAGCAGCCAUAAAAGAAAUUGUACUUCAAGCUCAGAUCAAUAUACAUCCGCAUAUCGACAGAGACACUGGGCAGAUAUUUUGUAUUUCGAACAAAAGAACACCAGUUAUCAAUGGACAGAGGCUUUUACUUUUCAGUUUUUUUUCACUUGCUUCUCAUUUUUUGCCAGAGGCAUUGGCAGUUCUAAGCAAGUCCAUGACCAAUGAGAACAAUUUGUACAUCGUAGUCAUUCCGGACUGCUUGCUCUUCAUGACUAGAAAUGAGGAUAUUUAUUUGGUAUCGUACAUGUAGUGUUAAGGUGUAUGUGCUCUCUCUGUGUUACAUUGGUAAGUGUGUGCAAUUAAUGACAGACCGAGAUGGUUUACUAUAGAUACGCGAAUUUCAUAUUUUGAAAUUCGUUCACGCUUCAUUUACUGGUAAAAGGUGAACUGCGUUAUGGAUUCCGUUACUAUGGACCAUAAAACAAUUCUAUAACAGAAUGCAUAACGGAAUGCCUCUAAAGGUGUCCACAGUGUAUUGUAUCCAUUAGAGAUGAGCGAAUUUCCG